AUGAAAUGUGUAAUAUAUACAUAUAUAAUAAUAUUAAUUGGUUAUUCUGGAUGUUCUGAUAAACCAAGUAACAUAUAUGGAUCUAAUGGAAAUGAUAGUGAUGAAGAUGACAAUUUUGAUGUUACUGAAUUUGAUGAGGAAUUUGGUCAAGACAUGGUUUAUUAUCCAAGUAUAAACCAAACAAAUUAUGGAGCAAUUGGUGAUCCAAUACCAAUUCAUACAACUGAUCUGUAUCAAGAUACUCAUAAAAUAGAUUAUGGACCUAUAGGUGGACCUGUCAUGGUAUCAACUAUUCAAACACCUAGUCUACCACCUACAGAAAUAGAAAAAUCUAAAGAACAAUCAAGUCAGAAUCUAUUUGGAUGUUAUCCAACUGAUGAUUUUCAAUUUCCACCUCAAACACAAGACAUAUCUACAGAACCUCCUGGAUCUGGAUCUGGAGAUCAACCACCAUAUAAAACUGAAGAAGGUGCUGGAGGUGGAGAUUAUGAGGAUGAGGAUGAAGUUUUUGGUAGUCAGAGUUUAAAUUACGGAGUUUCAUGCCAAGACGAAUAUUCAACUUACCUUCCAAUGACAUUUUAUAGACUAGAUCAUAUGGGUAACUAUAUUAUAAUGAAUACUACAGACUAUAGUAUAUCAGGAUUUGAUAAAUGUUCAGUAAAAUAUUCAUUUUUAAGACCACUUGAACUAAUUGUGUGCAACAACAUGACUGUUUGGAUUCAUGAAGCAGAUUCUCAAUAUCCAAAAAAUGUAAUUUAUAAAAGGUUUAAAAAGACUUUUAUUUUCAUUUUUGAUGUCGAAAUAAUUAGGUAUACAAUGACCUCCAAUCAAUGGGUACCAAAAUUUUUCUAUAUUCCAAAGUUUUUUAAACUUUAUGAUACAGACGAUAAUGGGAUAUUUUGUGUGAUAAGUCGAGACAAAUACACAGUCCAGCUUACUGAAUACGGUGGUUUCCAUUACAUACUAAACCAUGGAGUAAAAUGUAGAAUGGUUACUAUUGGAGAAACCUCACUAUUAACAAAAACUGGUCAAUAUAAUUAUGUAAAAUCACUAACUUGUUUCAGUAAAAAUUUCAUAAGAAUGUAUUUUCCUACCUUAAUUGUGAAUUAUAAAUUAAUCAACAAUCAGUGGAUAAAAUAUAUUAUGAAAAAAGAUAACUAA
This is a messenger RNA of Theileria annulata, 1161 nucleotides long. Its product is annotated as Theileria-specific sub-telomeric protein, SVSP family, putative. The transcript has a single exon. The record is from RefSeq and is a predicted model, not a curated record. Bases 1 to 1161 code for a protein of 386 amino acids. Lineage: Eukaryota; Apicomplexa; Aconoidasida; Piroplasmida; Theileriidae.